Messenger RNA from Lindgomyces ingoldianus, 153 nucleotides. RefSeq lists its product as uncharacterized. The coding region runs from base 1 to 153 and encodes 50 amino acids. NCBI's taxonomy places the organism in Eukaryota, Fungi, Ascomycota, Dothideomycetes, Pleosporales, Lindgomycetaceae. Gene Ontology annotation, cellular component: oligosaccharyltransferase complex. The record is from RefSeq and is a predicted model, not a curated record. The transcript has a single exon.
AUGAUAUCCGACAACCAACUCUACACGCUCGCCAUCUUUCUCGGCACCGCUGCAAUGCUUCUCAUAAUACUAUACCACUUCCUCGAGGUCAACUCUGAAGACCAUGCGCCAAUGCAGAAGCCGAAAGCUGUUCCGGGCAAGGCAAAGAGCUAG